AUCUUGAACAUGUCCACACAGACGAAUUGUCUGUGACGUGUGGGGUUACUUGCAGAGAGAAGCAUUCUUAGUCCACGUAGCUUAUAGAAUUUCUACUUGAGCAGAUAAACUCAAGAAUCUUGACUUACUAUUUUGAAUAUCGAUUACACGUUUUUGACUAAGGUUGAAUCUGGGGCAUCUUUGUGGAAAAUCCUGUCCUUUGUUUGAAUCUCGUUGCAAUGCUACAAAUUGCAGAGCUUCUGAAAAGGGUUUCAUUGCAAUUCAGAAGUUUUCUUUAUUCCAGAGGGUAGAUAUGGUGUGAUUGCCUUCCACUGUGAGAGUUUUCUUGUUUGAAGUCAUUGGUUUUUGGGUUGUAAAACCUUUAUAUAGUGAGGAAAUUGUAAUUCAUUCAUCUAUCAGUUAAUCUGAUCUUUGAUCAUUCCAUCAAAAAUUCUCUUGAUCAAAUUGAUCAAGUAGAACAACUUAUUUGUGUUUCGGUUUUGUAUUUCUUUCAUGAUGAAGUCCCAAGCCAUGUUUGGGGGUUCUGAAUGUGAAAUAUCAUUCAAGCAGACUACAACUGCAAUGGCACCAACUUUUGUUACAACAGAUAGGCAUAACUUCAAGGAAACUGUGCAGAAACUCACUGGUGUUUCACAGGGAGAAAAGCUCCCUGUCACCAUUCCUGCAAGAAUUUCAAGCAGAGGCAGGGGAGUAGCAGAGAUGGAAUCAGAUGCUGUGAUGAAGAAUAUGAUUGAAUUGGGUCCUCAGAAAUCAGAGUACAGGCUCCAGAAAAGAAGGAAAGUUGAGAGAAACUUGGAGAUUAAGUUGGGUUUCACUGUUCACGACCCUGGUAAUGCAAUGAAGUUAGCAGGCAAUAAGUAUGCGUUAUCACCCACUCUGAUUCCCAGCCCAAUCUCUCCUCUUGGGGCAGAUCUGUUUAGCUACAGUUACAGCCCAUCAUAUUCUUCUACCCCUACAUCAUGCAAUCAAUCCUCAUAUUUGGAGGAGGAAGUAGAGGAGUUCUGUUUUAGGCCAUUACCAAGUCUGAAAAGUGAACCAAAGUUGCUUCCUCUUUUUCCCCUGAGUUGCUCAACGCAACCCACCAACACCUAAAAGUUGUUGUCUUUGGAGUUGUUUCCUUCAAUUCCUUACAAAUCCCUGGUAGGUUUUUUCCAAAUGCCUUUAGCAAAAAGAUCUUCAAAUACUUUACAGAGUAAAUCUAGCAUCAUUUUGCUUUGAUGUAAGUAAAAAGAUCUUCAAAUGCUUUACGGAGUAAUAUAGCAUCAAUUUGCUUUGAUUAAGUGUGAA
Molecule: messenger RNA, 1287 nt
Organism: Cryptomeria japonica (Japanese cedar)
Lineage: Eukaryota; Viridiplantae; Streptophyta; Pinopsida; Cupressales; Cupressaceae
Product: VQ motif-containing protein 4
Exons: 1
Coding region: 493-1092 (199 amino acids)
Source: RefSeq, a predicted model, not a curated record